AUGGCUAGCAAGGAGAAGUAUCUGUUUUACCACGGACUUCCCAUACCAAAGACUGCUCAUUCAGCAGAGAGCCUAAAGUACUUAGAGACGUUCCAAGUCCAGGAUGAUGAUAUAUUUUGUGUUACAUACCCCAAGUCUGGUACAACAUGGAUGCAAACAAUCCUUCCCUUGCUGCUGAAUGGAGGAGAUCUUACUCCAGUGGAGAACAUUAUCAGCUGGAAAAGGGUUCCAUGGCUUGAGGCGGCAAACUUCGCCUCGGUUGCGGACAAGCUAAGCUCUCCACGAGCCAUGGUGUCCCAUUUGCCUUAUCACUUGAUGCCUGCCUCGUUCUACUCUUCUAAAGCAAAGGUGAUAUAUGUUGCAAGAAACAUCAAAGAUAGCUUGGUGUCUUCUUUUUAUUUCCAUCAAAUGGCCAAAUUUCUGGAUGAUCCAGGAACGUUUGACGAAUUCAUGGACAAGUUCCUGGCUGGGCAGGUGUUUUGGGGAAAGUGGACAGAUCAUGUGAAGAGCUGGAGAAACACAGAUCUAGGGGACCGGAUUCUGUACAUCACUUAUGAGGAGAUGAUCCAGGAUCUUCGGGAGGUUCUGAAGCACAUUUUGCACUUUCUUGGACGGGAGAUGAGUGAAGAUGCUCUGGAUCGCGUCACUGAUCACUCUCAGUUCAAAAGCAUGAAACAGAACAAAAUGUCCAACUACUCUCUGGUCUCUGAGAAGUUCAUGGACAAAAAUAAAUCAUCUUUUCUCAGAAAAGGGAUUUGUGGAGACUGGAAAAAUCACUUCAGCCCAGAGUUGGAGGCCAAAUUCAACACUGUCAUUCGUAAAGAAAUGGAGGGCAGCGGUAUUACAUUUCUCUGGGAUGAGGAAUAAAAAAAAUAAAUUUCUUUAAAUUUAUUAGAGGUAUUUGUUUCUUCAAUUAGUUAAGCUUGCAUAAGAUGUGAAACAGUUCAGUUCAAGUACUAUUACCAGCCAGCUGAAAUCAGUUAAACCAGGGGUGUCCAAACUUUUUUUGUUGUGGGCAGAAGGAGAAAUAUAUUUGAAGUCACGGGCCACAGACUCUGUAAUAAAACAAAUAAUGAAAUAUACCACUUUAAAUAAUACAUUUUUCCUUUUUACACACCAUUUUACUUGACUUACUAUCUUUAUCUUUGACAGUGUUGUGUAAACUAAGAUUUUUCAAAUUGAUGUUUAAUUUCAUGAUGUCUAUUAAUAUAAAACUCCUUCGUUACGGCAACUUUUAGACUCUUUGGCCCGUUUUUCUGCGCUAGAAAUGCGCACUCUCUCCGCUUUUAGACUCUUUUGCCCCGUUUUUCUGCACUAGAAAUGCACACCCUCUCCGCUUUUAGACUCUUUUGCCCCGUUUUACUGCGCUAGAAAUGCGCACUCUCUCCGCUUUUAGACUCUUUGCCCUGUUUUACUGCGCUAGAAAUGCGCACCCUCUCCGCUUUUAGACUCUUUUGCCCCGUUUUUCUGCACUAGAAAUGCACACUCUCUCCGCUUUUAGACUCUUUUGCCCCGUUUUACUGCGCUAGAAAUGCGCACUCUCUCCGCUUUUAGACUCUUUGCCCUGUUUUACUGCGCUAGAAAUGCGCACCCUCUCCGCUUUUAGACUCUUUUGCCCCGUUUUACUGCACUAGAAAUGCACACUCUCUCCGCUUUUAGACUCUUUUGCCCCGUUUUACUGCGCUAGAAAUGCGCACUCUCUCCGCUUUUAGAC
This is a messenger RNA of Astyanax mexicanus (Mexican tetra), 1714 nucleotides long. RefSeq names its product sulfotransferase family 2, cytosolic sulfotransferase 3 (gene sult2st3). Gene Ontology annotation, biological process: sulfation. Bases 1 to 867 code for a protein of 288 amino acids. Gene Ontology annotation, cellular component: cytoplasm. The transcript is spliced from 6 exons. NCBI's taxonomy places the organism in Eukaryota, Metazoa, Chordata, Actinopteri, Characiformes, Acestrorhamphidae. The record is from RefSeq and is a predicted model, not a curated record. Gene Ontology annotation, molecular function: sulfotransferase activity.